UACUAUGUAGUUUGUAGUUUAUUUGAAGUAUACCUGAGGUUUACUAAGAAGUACAAGUAAAUACCCAGCAUGCAUUGCAGUGCUUUAACUGUGAAAUUAAAACAACAAUGAAACAAAUGAUUGAUGUUUUAAAACAAGAAUCUGUCAAAAAUUCUUGUGUAAUGUCUUUUACCUUUUGAAUAGAGUAAGUGGGGUAAAUCAUUAAUUUAAAAAAGGAAAUUGUUCAAACCGUGAGUGAAAAGGGUCAAUAGAUAAUAAACCUCAACUCUCAAAACACUUUCUCACCUGUUCACAAUAUAAUUCUGGUACUUGAACUGUGGGUGCAGGUCUCUACAAAUGAAGCCUUCUGACAGUUAGAACUGUUAUCUUACUGUCUGGGGAAUGAAAAGAUUUGUUACAUGUGAAAAAUAAGUUUCAAUUGCAUUUUAAUUACUGUUUUUCAAUCAGGGAUGGAAAUUGAAGAGGAACUCACAAGCCUCCUGCCGACACUAGACAGAGAGAAAAUAAUCUGCAUUGUAGAACAUCUGACGGACGUUAUUGGUGUACAACAAAAAAGUGAUCUUUUGUUUGUGGAGGUGGAAGAUCUCAAACCCUUUCUCACACCAAUUCAAAUACGUAAACUACUUCUUGCAUUUAAAGGAGAUGGCAACAGACCAGAGAACCUGAAUGACACCAUUACUCUGGAGCUUUGCCCUGCUGCAUCAGCUGAAACAUCAAGCCAUCCACCUCACCCCUCCUCCUCCACGUCCACCACUAUGUACAACCAUUACUCCAGCUCUUGGGUCUCACACUUACAGAUUCCUUGGGAAAGAUUUCCACUCCGACUGCCGCAAGAGGAGACAGAGCUCAUCCAGAGGACAGGAGAAGUAUGGUUAGAAUUGUUGUGGAGGCCAUGCAAGUUCACUGCAGGAACCCUAAACGUGCAUCUUGUGAAGAGGUUGCUAAGAUCAUUGUAAACAGAUACCCUCAAACAUUUGCAGAUUUUACUGAAAAGGGAGAAAGACUGGGUUGUGGACAUUAUUCACUACUAAGAAGCAUCAAAUCUAGAGUUGAACAUGUUAAUCGAGAUAAUACAACACAUAGACUUCGUCAAACAAAGAGAACCAGGAAUGAGGAAGACUGCAGUCCCAACAGUAAUGUAACCUCACCUAAAAAAGUUAGAUGCCUUGUUGAUAGCUAUGGUUGUAUUAAUUGGCAACCAGUUGAACUUCCUGAGGGGGAAACGCCAGCUUCUUUAGAGGAAAAGAAACACAUCUUGUUAACAAUUUUUAAUUCAGAAGGACCUGGAGCUGUGGAGAGACCUGAUGUGGAUGAUUUCAUGUGCCUCACAUAUAUUUCUCAGCGCCAGCUUAUCAACAGUUGUCGCUCACUUUCAGUAGCUGAAAUUCAGGAGCAGUGGCCAUUCUUGUUUACUCGGAAAGGUCUUUCGAACCACUUUUACAAACUCACAGGUAUUGAUAUCAGUGAGUGCUUAAGUCAGGCCCUCAUAACCAAAGGCAGAAGGAUUAUUAACUAUUUCUCCAGCCAGAAGCUCAAAUGGAACCUUGGUAUAAGGACACUUCUUCAGCAGAUAGAAAGUGAGGGAGUUUUGACCAACAACAAGGUUGGCACAGCAGCCAUACUUCUCAUGAUGAAGUAUUACAAGGAAGAUGAAGACUCCCUCUUUGUCUUAGCAGAUGAAACAUCUACCAGGAUGUCCCUUGAAGCAGAGAGCAACCUGCCAAUCACCCCGAGGCUGAUUAUGCUUGGACAAAGUUCAAUGACCGCCACCUGCUGGAUGGUGAGUGCAGAGGGACGUGUAAUUGUUGAGCUGGACGAAGAGAACACCUUUGCUGAUGCGAUGUCUUCUUUGGUUCAUUCUAUGUAUUGAACCUGGAAUACCAGGAGUCAGCGUGUGCAACACUGGAACUAAUUCAGAGGUAUGUUUGAACAGUUAGCUAAUAGUGAUAGAUGAUGAAUAAAUUAUCCCUAAGUAGGUCAUUGUUUCACAUCACAACUCAAUGUUACUGUAUGUUACUAUUUAUUGUGGCAUGCUUUAAGGUUUUUUGUAAGGAUAAACCAUGAAGAGGGAACAAAAUGUACCUCCAAGGUUGGGACAAGCAGAAAGACUGGGACCACUGUGAAGCGAAAGGUUGUUCACAUUAACCUUCAUAUCACAACUUUCCUCCAGCGGCUUAUUGAAUUUGAGUGGAAAACUUCAAAUUAGGUAACUGUUGUUGCCAUUUAUAGUGAAUUUCUUGUAUAAUUUAAGUGACCAAUGUGUUGUUACCUGUGUCUCCACAGAUGAUCUGUGGCCCAUGCUUUCUGGACAUUUACACAAGACGAACAACAAUGAAGACAAGCUCUCUUGCCAUCUUACAAGACGCUGUCUCUGUCCAAUAGGUUUUUUGAGUGCAACAGUUUUGAUUUUUUUUUCCUUCUUUUACCCGUUU
Messenger RNA from Oreochromis niloticus (Nile tilapia), 2432 nucleotides. RefSeq lists its product as uncharacterized. The record is from RefSeq and is a predicted model, not a curated record. The transcript is spliced from 4 exons. NCBI's taxonomy places the organism in Eukaryota, Metazoa, Chordata, Actinopteri, Cichliformes, Cichlidae. Bases 869 to 1870 code for a protein of 333 amino acids.